Molecule: messenger RNA, 4581 nt
Organism: Cutaneotrichosporon cavernicola
Lineage: Eukaryota; Fungi; Basidiomycota; Tremellomycetes; Trichosporonales; Trichosporonaceae
Exons: 2
Coding region: 1-4581 (1526 amino acids)
Source: RefSeq, a predicted model, not a curated record
AUGGGCCUCUUUAAGCGAUUGCGCGCUGCAUCUGGCGCGCGCAAGCCGCCAGAGAGCGCCUCACAAUCCUCAACGUCUGCAGACAGCUCGGCGACAAGCACGCGCAUACUCAAGCGCUCGCCAUCGACAAACCUGUUGGCUGUCCCCCCAAUCAGUCAUACGCCUCCGCCACGAGUAUCGACCUCGUCAACUGUCGCGUCGGCUUCGUCGUCACCCAGUUCGGCCCGCAGCUCGAUUCUGCCUUGGAAGAAAGACAAGCGGCGUAACACUGAGGAGCUGCAGUCGAUCCCCUACGAAUCAACAUCACCAUCCCCUUUGAGAAGCUCUGGCUCGCCGCGCGCCCCAUCGCCAACUCGCACCGCGAACAUCCCAUCGAUCUCGAAGCGGCCUCCAUCGACCCCCGCUAGACCACCGCGGCCAUCUCCCAACUCGUAUUCCCAGCACAACGGGCCGCCAUCCCCUUCCGCUUCGCCUUCGCAUACGCAGCACGCGCGGAACCCGAGCCACGAAUCGCAGCGCACUGUCAUCUCGCUCAGCAGCACCUUUACCGGGCGCUCCCGCCACACUUCGAGCUCGACUGACUGGAGGCAGGAAGGCGGUGUUCUCGGCAAGUUUGCGUUUGAAUCCAACGACUGGGGUAACAUAGGCGCUGCGACCCCGCUCCAGUCACCGCCCCCCUCAGCCGGUCCCUCCAAACAGACCACGCCUGGCACUUCGCCGUCCAAGCUCACCUCGCACUCUGCUGCGCUCGCCAUGUCGCCCACGUCCAAGCCUAAGUCAAGGGAUCCCAAGGAAAACGGCAGGUCAACGAUGCGCAAACUCGGUGCCUCGCACACAUCCCCAUCGCUCCCGUCCGUGGCCACAUUUAGCAACAAUUCGUGGGGAGCACAAUCACCUGAAUAUCUCUCGCCAGCCGGCGACUGGCCGCCAAGCAGAGCGCAACUGAGAGAGACGGCUGAAAUGACAAUGGUCAAGGGCAAGGGGAAGGAGGAGGUUGAGCAUCUAUCGCCUGUCAGCGACCAUAGGGACGCGACUGCCGAUGCGAAGGCACCACCACCAUCGAAAAGGUUGGUCAAGAACGGCACUCUCACCGAGGAAGUCGAAGAGAUCUUCAGCUCAACCUCGGAGCCCGACCUCGACGAGAAGCGGCGGUUCUGGAAGCCCGGAAUGCGCACGCGUCGUACAUCGAAGCCGCGCCCUCCCGAGGAACGGCCCGUGUCCAUGUCCCAUGUGGAGCAGCGCCCACCGCUGCGGCGUCCGCAGUCGUCGCUGUUCCACAACCCGUUCGGCCGCACCCAGUCACGCGUGUCCUUAACUUUCGAGCUUGACCAGCCGUCGCCUGUGGACGAUGGGUCGUUCCAGCUCAAGUCGUUCCGGCACAUCUCGGGCGCAUCGGACGCCGAGGGGGGUUUUGGCCAGUACCUCAGCACUAAGAAGACCGAUGAGCAGCGCCUCAGCUCGCACGAGAGAUCCGCGGCGAGCACCAUUGUCCCCAAGCGCCAGGGGAGCGCGACGAACAGUGGGCUUAACAGCGGUGCUACGUCCCCAAUUCCGCCACCCUCGCCUACAGCGCCCCACAGACCGCGGCCGCCAAGUGCCGCCGACUCGGAAUCGUCGCAGCGCGUCAGCGUCGCCGCAUUCCGCAAGAACAUCCGCCGCCCAAGCUCGUCCGUGCUCAUCGAUGACGACGAUGAUGUUCCCCUGUCGCUGAGCCGUGCUCAAUUGUUCGAGGGCAAUGGACUGCGUCGUGACUCGGGUUCGGCAGUGUCUCUCACGGACCACCCCUCCCCGCCUGCAGCACCCAAGCGCUCGCUACCUCCGACACCCAACGAUGAAUCGCGGGAGCCCAGUCCCAGUCCCAUCGGUCUCGGUGCGCCGCCUCCCAUGCGCAAUUCGACGUCGCCGUCGCCUGGAUUCGUGGUUAAGGGAGCGCGGCGCAACUUUGAUGCCAAGGACGCCAAGAAGCCGGACCCGAUUUCGGACCGCGUCCCUUCACCUCUGCCAGCCUCCGCGCCUAUCAUCACGGGGUCGCCCAAGGUUGUGCGUCCGCCGCGUGCAUCGUCGCUCUCAACAGGGGACGAGGUAAAUGACACGUUGCCGAUUUUGAUGACACCGCGUGACGACCCCACACCACUUGCGGGCCGUCGCGCCACAUCACGGUCACCUCCGCCGCCGCCUCCAGCUCCGCUCAAUAUUCCCGGGCCGCAAGCCAGUCCAGAUGAGCUGUUCAUCAUGCUUCCGCCACGACCAGACGAGUUACCGGAUGGCCCAACGGGACGGGAAAAUCCCAGCCGUGGCGCAACUCUCUCCCCCACGUUCGCGAUGACCUUCGACGAGCCGCUUCGCCGCAUCUCUGGUCUCUGGAGCGGCAGCACACCUGGCCAGGCCCACAGUGACAACGAGGAGGCUUUCGACCCAUCCAUGGUCGAGACUACUCUUCCCGACCGCCAGCGUGGGAGCGGCGGUCUUGAUGUGCCCGCAAACCAGGAGAACCGCCAGAGCUUUUACGACAGGCUGGCUGCUGCUACGUCAUCGGCCAUCACGACGGCGUCAAAUGCGUUGCCGACGUCCACGUCGUCAGAUGAGCGACUUUAUAUCCCACCGAUUCGGACGCCGUCGCCGCCUCCCAUCCAGGCACGGUCUCCCACAAGUGAAUGUACGGCAUCGCCAGUUCCUGCCCCUCCAGUGAUGGCCGAGGCGCCAGCAGAGGUGCCGGCCAUUCCACAUUCAUCGUUCGGUCGCGUUCCCAGGCUCCCCGCCGACAAACCUCGGGGAGCGCGUGCGAACAGGCAAGGAUGGGCGAGCAGCUCGGACGAGGACGAGGAUGAUAGGGUGCGACCUCGACCGGCGACAUCAGCGUCGACAAUCACAACUCGGGCGAUGGUUGCAGCACCGAGGCCACAGACUGCAGCUACCCGCCCACACUCGUCUGCAACCAUGUUGCGGGAUGUGGAGCUUAUCUCGGGAUCGUCGGACGAGGACGAGCCAUUGCAGACGCUCAAGACGUCGCGCUCGCGCAGUGACCUCCACGAACUGCGCCCUGCCAUGUCGCGCUCGUCGAACGCGGGAUUGUCGGUGCCCAAGAUCAAAACGCCCGAACUCCCGCGUCCGACUAGCAUCCUGAAGGCUUCGACUGGCAACGGCCAUGCCAACGGGCUCGCCAACGGGCACGCCAAUGCACCUACACCGCGCCCGCGCACUGGCAGUAUGCCCAACGAGCAGAGGGCUGCGGUCAUAUCGAGCGCAUCGAAGUGGUCACUGUCCUCGGCGCAUGACUCUGAGGAAGAGGAGCUGUCUCCACCAGUCAGGCCAGGGUCGCGCCCGGCGUCUCGCAACUCUGCACACUCUGUCUCUAUGCGUCCUCCGUCUCGCACUGCGGCUCGCCCGGCAUCUUUUGUCAGCAUUGCGACCGACUCGAAUGUGGACCGCAGCCGCCCUGUACCUCGCAAUGCCAGCUCAGACCACAUGCCCAAGUUGCGCAAUAGGAGCUCGGAUGUGCUCCCUCGCAACAAGAGCUCCGACUUGCUUCCCAGUCCCACAGGAACCGACCGCCUCCGUGCCACGCCGUCCGCGGCCAACAUGCGCCAGCCGGCACCGCGGCAUCCCAUGUCGAUGGUGGCGGCUGUGGACGGCCGGCCAACCGCCUCUCCAGCCUCGUCGCAGUCCGGCUUGACGGGCGACAGCUCUGGACAGCAGCCCAUGACACCACGCUCCGGUGCCGAUCCGGCGCGGCGGUCGUGGGCGGACGGUCGACCGCGUCCAGAUGCCGAGGCGUCGCCGGCGCGUAGACCCGCUUCGCAGUUCGACUGGGGUUCCAGUGCAGGCCAGGCCGGCGCGCAGAUGCCGAUGGCGUACCAGCCCGGCAUGGACGCGUACGGCGCCAUGAACAAGCAGCACAUGUACGCGCAGUUCAAGGCAAUGGCCGAUCGGCACUUCGAGGACAUGUGGGAGCGCGCAUCGAGCGUCGGCACUGCCAACACGGCGCCCCAGACCAACAUGUUCCAGCAGACGUACGGCUACUCGUACAACCAGCCCCCGAUGCCCAUGAUGCCUCAGAUGCCCUACGGCGGGUACACGCAGUAUCCUUACGGCGGCUUUGGCGGUCCGCAGGUCGCCUUCCCUGGCGGUAUGCCAAUGGGUGGCAUGAUGCCUCCCAUGGGCGGAAUGCCGAUGCAGGGCAUGCCAAUGGGCGGCAACGGCUACUCGUACGGGCCUGGCGCGCAGUCUGUGUACGGCGGCGAGUUCGGUCCGCCGGUCGCACCAGGCAUGCGCGAGAAUCAGCCUGGCUCUCCAGGUGGCUCGCCAUCACGUCGCACGCGCCACAUCUCGGGCUUGACGGACGUCCCCGCCGGGCGAGUCACUGGCCGUCCCUCUAGCGUCGCGCAGGGCUCGUCGUCGGCUUCCGUGACCGGCGUCUCCAUGAACCAAUAUGGUCAACAGCGCGCCACGCCACCGCGUCGACAGGCCCGGCGUACUUCAGGGCUCGCCUUGAGUGAGGCUGGGCCCCCGAGCUCAUGGAGAGCCUCGAUGGCCGACGACCUGGAGACGCCGCGCCCUAAACGUGUCACGAACGCCUCCUAA